AUGGUGAAGGAUUUCGUCCACCAAUCGUCCUACGACCAUUCGUGGUCGUCGUGCGUCCGCGCCUACUUUCUGCGCUACCCAAACCCCAACGCAUCACACGUUCUGUCAGUCGACGUUCUCGAUCGACGAAUCGAGUACCGGCCCGUCCGCAGCAGCUCUUCUUCAGCCAGCACGUCAUCCGUAACGCUCGACGAUCUCGAUACCGCCUCCACCAUCCCGGUCCUCUGCACAACCCGUCUCAUUCUCAAGCGCGGCAACUUACCCAAAUGGGCGCCCUCAGGACUCAUGAAGAACGCCGAGAGCUAUGUGAUGGAGGAGAGCGAGGUGGAGCUCGACCUGCUGCCGCCUCGAACCAAGACGGAAACGAGUCUCAAGGGACGCACGAAGAACGGCCGCGCGAUGCGCAGCUGGACACGCAAUCUCGACCACACGACGGUUCUCGCUGUCACCGAAGGGCUGGUGUUCAAAGAGCGCUUCGGUUUCAUGCCCUCUCCGCAGACGACCGCUGGCUGGCGAUCGUACUGCAAAACCCUCACCACUGCGCAGAUCGAGUCGCAGGUGAGCUUCGGCAUCCUCCGGCGACGAAUUGAGAAGUUCGGUCUAGCUCGAUUCGUAGCGCACAAAGACACGUCGCAGCAGGGGAUCAUGUGGACCCGCUCGCAGCUCGGCGAGGACGCCACGCUCGCCCGCGAGGAAGAAGCGCAGGGGGUGCUACAACGAUCCUCGAUGCCUCAGAAGCGGUUCAAGCUACUGGAGUCGCUCCGACCGCCCUUUCUGGAUGGGUACCCAUUGGGUCCGUGGCAGAAGAUCAAGAUGUGGUGGUACUCUGGUCACUAUUCGCAGGUCAAGGAGUUGCGCGAUGGCUAUCUGAUCGAGCGGGACGAGGACGCGGAGGAGGCGAUGCGCGAUGCUGAAGGGCGUCUUCGCUUCCGUGGUGCAGAACAGGAGGGGCCAUGGGCAGAGAUCAGCGGUCGCAAAGGCAAAGGCGCAGUGUACAGCGAUCAGGAUCGAAAUGUCGAAGAGGGCCCGCUGAACAGGGUGCGCGCGCGACUCGGGUUGCCGCUGCUACAGCCGCCGCCGAACAAGGAGUUUGAAAGUAGGCAAGGAGUGGUGGAGCGCGCAAGGUUGAAGAUCAAGUCGCUGCUCGGGUUCGACGAGGACGAGGUGGAUGCUAAACAGGAGACUCAAGGGAGACUCGAGCGGAUCGACCGGGAUCGAACCGUCUGA
Molecule: messenger RNA, 1227 nt
Organism: Kalmanozyma brasiliensis GHG001
Lineage: Eukaryota; Fungi; Basidiomycota; Ustilaginomycetes; Ustilaginales
Product: PRELI/MSF1
Exons: 1
Coding region: 1-1227 (408 amino acids)
Biological process (GO): phospholipid transport
Cellular component (GO): mitochondrial intermembrane space
Molecular function (GO): phosphatidic acid transfer activity
Source: RefSeq, a predicted model, not a curated record